Messenger RNA from Brassica oleracea var. oleracea, 2100 nucleotides. RefSeq names its product casein kinase I-like. Bases 471 to 1868 code for a protein of 465 amino acids. The record is from RefSeq and is a predicted model, not a curated record. Gene Ontology annotation, biological process: endocytosis; signal transduction; peptidyl-serine phosphorylation. Gene Ontology annotation, molecular function: ATP binding; protein serine/threonine kinase activity. Lineage: Eukaryota; Viridiplantae; Streptophyta; Magnoliopsida; Brassicales; Brassicaceae. Gene Ontology annotation, cellular component: nucleus; cytoplasm. The transcript is spliced from 13 exons.
GUCUAUUCAAGAUAAGGCAAACUAUGAAAUCAUAAAAAAAAAGUCUCUGAGGCUCUUGUGAUUUGAUGUUUCCAAAGAAUAUAUAUAAAUUGAAUCGAGCUCUACCCAAUCCGUCUAGCAGUCUAAAGACCAAUUCUUUGUCAACCGUUAACGUUUCUCUCCGCGUUUUUCUUCUUCUCCUCUUUGUCCUAAAGUCUCAAGCUUUGGUCUCUAAAGAUGUCGGUAACAGCUCGAUCAUGAUGGUUAUGUAAAUGGGUGAUGUUAGUUUUGGUUGUAGCAGAAGCUAAGUUUGUAAAGUUGAAUACUUUCGGGGUUUAUUCCGCAAAUUCGAUUUUGGGUUUAAAAAAAAACUUUUGAUUGGUGAUCAAAGGUUUUUCAUUGAAUUGAAUUGAAUUGGGGUUGGAUACAUAGAAGAAGAAGAAGUUUUUAAAAGGGUUGGUUUUUGAUCGGAGAUUUGUAAUAAAAGAAGAAUGGAUCGGGUGGUUGGUGGCAAGUUCAAGCUUGGUCGGAAGCUUGGAAGUGGAUCCUUUGGUGAAAUCUUUCUUGGAGUGAAUGUACAAACUGGAGAUGAAGUUGCUGUUAAGCUCGAGCCUCUUCGAUCUAGGCAUCCUCAGCUUCAUUAUGAGUCUAAGCUUUAUAUGCUUCUCCAAGGAGGAACUGGUAUUCCUCACCUUAAAUGGUUUGGGGUUGAGAGUGAAUACAACUGUAUGGUGAUCGACCUUCUUGGUCCUAGUUUGGAGGAGUUUUUCAACUAUUGCAGUCGUUCUUUCUCCCUCAAGACUGUUCUAAUGCUCGCUGAUCAGAUGUUAAACAGAGUGGAGUAUAUGCAUGUGCGAGGCUUUCUUCACCGUGAUAUUAAGCCAGAUAACUUCUUGAUGGGUCUUGGCCGCAAAGCUAACCAGGUUUACAUCAUUGACUAUGGGCUAGCGAAAAAGUAUAGAGAUCUUCAAACACACAAGCAUAUUCCUUACAGAGAUAACAAGAAUCUUACAGGAACAGCUCGGUAUGCAAGUGUUAACACCCAUCUUGGAAUUGAGCAAAGUAGGAGGGAUGAUCUGGAGUCUCUUGGCUACAUGCUUAUGUAUUUUCUCCGAGGAAGCCUUCCAUGGCAAGGACUUCGUGCAGGAACCAAGAAGCAGAAGUAUGACAAGAUCAGCGAAAAGAAAAGACUUACACCAGUGGAGGUCCUCUGUAAAAACUUUCCACCUGAGUUCACAUCUUAUUUCCUCUACGUGCGUUCGUUACGGUUUGAAGACAAACCUGAUUAUUCCUACUUAAAGAAGCUUUUCAGAGACCUAUUCAUCCGAGAGGGUUACCAGUUUGACUAUGUAUUCGAUUGGACAAUACUGAGGUAUCCCCAGUUCGGCUCCAGUUCCAAUGCCAGACCAAGACCAAGCCUAAGACCAACUCUGAAUAUUCCAGUUCCACCAUCUGCCGAGAAGGCAGAAAAGCCUUCAACUGGGCAAGGCACUCGUGAUAGACUCUCAGGUGUUUUCGAGGCAUACACCAGAAGAACUGGCUCAGGCACUGGCUUUCAAGCUGAUUGGUCUAGUAGACCAAGAACCUCAGAGAACGUUCUUGCAUCUAGGGACACGUUUAACAAGGAGAGACCAAUCACUAUAUCUAGGAACCAGAGUUUAUCAAGAAAAGCAGUUGCUGGGUCUAGUGUUCGAGCCACUUCCUCAGCUGAUUUCUUAGAGAACCGAUCGAGCAGAGUCGUCCUAAACAAUGGCCGGCCAGCUACAACUCAGAGGACUCAGUUCCCUCCUCCGUCGUCCUCUUUAGCCACAAAAUCUGCAGCACCAUCGAGACUUCCUCCUGACGUGACGCUCGAUUUCCUUACUAUUGGGAACGACAAGAGGAAGUGAGUCUCAAUAUUAUCGUUAAGAAACAAACAUGGCUGGUUUUAAUUAUGUUCAGUGUUAUAGUUACUAUCACCAACUAUCCUCUUGGUUAAUACGCAUAAAAGUAUGUACAUGAACAGGGGCGGACGUACGUUGAUGGGUACGGGGUCACGUGCCCCCGACUGAUUAUAUAAAUUUUGUGUUUAAUGUUCGUGCUCUUUGGUCAAAUAUCUCAGUUGUUUAAGUUUGCCCUGUU